CGCGAUCAUUGAGACUUUCUCAGGCAAGCAGGCAGUCAGUCAGGGAAUGACCUAAGACAUGGCCGAGUCGUCAUGUCUGGUGCUCGCGGUGCUGGUGUUGCUGGCCGUCGUCGCCGCAGCCGCCCCCGACCUCGCCCAACAGCUUGAUCUCUUCAACCCGGCGCGAGCCGCCUCCGAUGCCGCCUCCGCCAACGUCAGCCUACCCUGCGCCCAGGCCAUGCAGGCCUUCGCCGCCGGCCUCGCCAGACACGAGGAAUGGGCCUCAAAGAUGUACGAUGCGAGCGGUCGGUACUCAGCCGGCUUCUUGUGGGGCAACAAUUACUGGCUAGGCUCGAGCGACCUGUGCCUUACCCUGGAAGAUGCCGUCUUCUCUGUGGCCCGGCUGACGCUGGACGUUCCGCUGAUCACAUCGAAGACGCGGACGGUGCACGUGGGCAUGUGCUUGCCGCGGUCGUGCGGGUUGUCCGACCUGCGGCUGCUGGUCGACGCCGGACUAGGACAGCGCAACGCCAGCCUGGAGACUGUGCGGUCACCGCAGCUGGACGACUACCUUUACUACACGGACGUCACGUUCAUCGUCCUGGCGCUGGUUUGCGGCACCGUCCUGGCAUUGAUGGUGGCCGGCUCGGUGCUGGACGCGCGCAAGACGACCAAGGAAGCGGAGCCCGCGGCCUCCGACGCCGCUCCCGAGUGCGAGGAGGGCGGCAAGACGCCCAUCGCGCUGGACGUGGUGCCGGCGGCUUCGAAGCAGCGGCGCCGCCCGCCACUCGGCGCUGUCCUCCUCUGCUUCAGCGUGCAGCGCAACGCGCGCGCGAUCUUCGACCAGAGCGUCGGCGGCGACACGCUGGCGCCGAUCCACGGCCUUCGCUUCCUCAGCAUGAUCUGGGUCAUCCUCGGCCACUCGUGCAUCGUCAUCUUCAAGUAUGCAGACAACACCGACUUCCGCGGCGUCGUCGAGCGCGAAUUCCUCUUUCAGACUAUCAGCAACGCCGCCUUCUCCGUCGACACGUUCUUCUUCAUCAGCGGCCUCCUAUUCUCAUUCCUCUACUUCCGAACCACCGCCAAGGUUGACCUCAACAAAAUCACCAGAGCCACCGGCAUCAAGUCAAAGGCACUUCAAUUCGUCGGAUUGCUCGCCUACAGAUUCAGCAGGCUCACUGCCCCGUACAUGUUCGUGCUCGGCGUCGUUCAAGUGUCGAUGAAGUGGUUCUAUCACAAGUCGGUGUUCGAGCCUCCCACGCUGGACCACGUCAACUGCCCUCAGUACUGGUGGCGAAACUUGCUUUACAUCAACACCCUUUUCCCGGUGAAGGACAUGUGCAUGCUCUGGAGUUGGUACCUGGCGGACGACACGCAAUUCUACGUGCUGGGCGCUCUGCUCAUGAUGGUGGCCGUUGACCGGUUCCGUACGGCAGCCCUGGCCUUCGGCGGCCUCAUGAUUAGCUCGUGGUGCACGACCGCUUACAUCGCAUUCACCAACGACCACCAGCCCAGUCAGGAUGACCCUCUCGCGCUCUUUGACAAAAUCUACGACAAGCCGUGGACCCGUCUUGGUCCCUACCUCGUCGGCAUGGCCACUGGCUGGCUACUCUUCUCGAUCAACUGCAGACUACGCCUAGGAAAGGGAGGCGCAGCUCUUGGGUGGAGCGUGUGCGCGGCAGUGAUGCUGAGCCUUCUGUACGGACUGUACGACGCGCGGUUGGACGCUUUCACGUCGGCUGCUUACUCGUCGCUGAGCCACACAGCGUGGGCGCUAGGCACCGCCUGGGUGAUCGUGGCCUGCAGCACCGGCCAUGGCGGCUUUGUUGGUCGCCUGCUCUCCGCACCCAGCCUCUACCCCAUGAGCAGGGUUACUUACUGCGCUUACCUCAUUCACCCCCUCAUCAUUCGCAUGAUGGUCAUGUAUGUCGAUAGUCCGCUCCACUUGGCUAGGACCACAGUCAUGUUGCUGUUCCUGGGGCACGUCGUUCUUUCCUACCUCAUCGCGUUUGCCAUCUCUGUGUCGUUCGAAGCGCCUGUCGUUGCACUCUUGCGCCUCAUCAGUCCAAAGAAAGAGUGAUGAUCUGUGAUCGUUCCUUUUUAACUCAUUCUUGUACAUUUUGUAUUGUUAUUUAUUGUUAGACAAACUAUCUUGUAUCAUAAACUGUAUGUAUAAUAAAAAAGAAGAUUUUAUAGCACAA
Cloeon dipterum is the source of this 2180-nucleotide messenger RNA. RefSeq names its product O-acyltransferase like protein. Gene Ontology annotation, molecular function: acyltransferase activity, transferring groups other than amino-acyl groups. The transcript has 6 exons. The coding region runs from base 59 to 2059 and encodes 666 amino acids. The record is from RefSeq and is a predicted model, not a curated record. Lineage: Eukaryota; Metazoa; Arthropoda; Insecta; Ephemeroptera; Baetidae.